AUGUUUUUCCUUCGUUCGUCUUUCAUUCGUUUUUCUUUCAUUCUUACUCGCUUUUCAUUCUUUUUUCUUUCUUUGUCUUUCAUUCACCUUUCUUUUUUUCUCUCUUCCAUUUUUCGUUCUCUUUGUCUUCAUGAUAAUUCUUUCUCGUUACUAUAUCCUUUCUAUCUUUUCUUUUUCUUCACCUUUCAUUUCUUUCUUUCUUUCUUUCUUUCUUUCUUUCUUUCUUUCUUUCUUUCUUUCCGUUUAUCUUUCUUCCUUCCUUUUCGUCUUUCUUUCUUUUUCAUAAGCAAACAUCUGUUGUUAUUCCAGUCUAUUUUCAGUUCUCCAUUCCUUUCUUUACACCCCAAUUUCUUUUCUUUUCUCUGUUUCUUUGUCCUAACAGUCCCACAAUUUACAUCCACUCGUCAUUAUUUCUUCGAUUCUCUAAGAAUCAACCCAAAAAGAGCACUCGACAACAACAACAACAACAGGACUUCGCCUCCUGACGCUACUUUCCAUUCUCUCUUCUCCCAUUUAUCCCAGAGAUUCAUUUCUCUCUUCAUACGGCGUUUGCUUUGUCUUAUUCUUCCCGUAAUCUUUCAUGACAUAUUCCCUGCUUUCUGCUACGUAUAA
Molecule: messenger RNA, 612 nt
Organism: Acanthosepion pharaonis
Lineage: Eukaryota; Metazoa; Mollusca; Cephalopoda; Sepiida; Sepiidae
Source: the annotation of a GenBank genome assembly